Austrofundulus limnaeus is the source of this 1962-nucleotide messenger RNA. RefSeq names its product caveolae associated protein 1b (gene cavin1b). Gene Ontology annotation, cellular component: cytoplasm; caveola. The record is from RefSeq and is a predicted model, not a curated record. Gene Ontology annotation, molecular function: rRNA primary transcript binding. The transcript has 2 exons. Gene Ontology annotation, biological process: transcription initiation at RNA polymerase I promoter; termination of RNA polymerase I transcription. The coding region runs from base 312 to 1709 and encodes 465 amino acids. NCBI's taxonomy places the organism in Eukaryota, Metazoa, Chordata, Actinopteri, Cyprinodontiformes, Rivulidae.
AGUUUGAGGAGAGGGAGCGUGCAGUGGAAAAAGGACUGAAGAGAAAAUACCCUGUAGGCUGUAGCUUGAUCCUGGGGUUUUCUGCCUGCUCUGGUAUUUGAGUGCAGAGGUGCUGGUCUCUGGCACUGCUCGUCUCCCCUCACAAACUGGUCCGACUGCAGGGACUUCAGACACACUGAGAAGAGGAAGAGCUGUGGCUGUAUGCCGUGAAGAAACACAUCUGUUGGAAAAAACAGGAAGGGUAAAGAAGGUGAAUCAAGAGAAGAAGCAAACAGUCCUGAAGUUCAGAAAGUUGUUACAAACCUGUUAGAAUGGCAGCCGUGGAAGAACUGGACUUCUCCAUCUCCCAGCUGGGACCUCAAACCCUGACUGAAGUCUCCGACGACGAGGUCAACCUCCCGCCCUCAGAUGAUGAAGACGAUGUCCUCUCUGCAGCCAAGAAGGACCAGUCCAAUGAGGAGGACACCAACGAGGACAAGGACGAGGCAGGGAAGCAGGAUCCUCUGGCAAAUGGGGCCACGAUUUUGUCUUUGCUUGACAAGAUCAUUGGGGCGGUGGACCAGAUCCAGCAAACCCAGAACGGCCUGGAGACCAGGCAGCAGGAGAUGGAGCGCUCUGUGACCAACAUCCAAGGAGAGCUGACCAAACUGACCAAGAGCCACAGCACCACGUCCAACAGCGUCAACAAGAUGAUGGAGAAGGUACGCAAGGUGAGCGUCAACGUCAAGACGGUCCGGGCCACGCUGGAGAAGCAAGGGGGCCAGAUCAAGAGACUGGAGAGCAACGAAGCCGAGCUGCUCAAGAGACGAAACUUUAAAGUGAUGGUCUACCAGGAUGACGUUAAGGUUCCUUCCAAACUUAGCAUCUCCAAAUCCAUGAAGAUCUCUGAGUCCGUGUCAGGAAGCAGAGGAGGCAGUUUGCUGGAGCUCAAAGAAGCCGUGGAAGAACAGGACGAGGAAGAGAAAGAAGGAGACAAGGAAGACAAACCCCACGUGGAUCUGUCAUCAGACGAGGAGGGCGUGGAGAUCGAGACCAUUGAAGAGACCCGCGCUGAACGCAUGAAGCGCAGCAGCUUGCAGCGCAUGCAGAACCUGAAGACGGUUUUCUCCAAGGAGAAGAUGGACAGGACCAGAGCCAAGACUAAAGAGAACCUGGAGAAGACCAGACAGAAAACCAAGGAGAACAUUGAGAAGACAAGGCAGAAGACAAAGGAGAACCUGGAGAAGACCAGACAAAAAACCAAGGAGAAUUUAGAGAAAACGAAACAGAAGACGAGAGAGAACCUGGAGAAGACACGCCACAACAUUGAGAAGAAGAUGGGAAAACUCGGAACACGCAUGAGCGUAAAUCCUGAGCGCAAACAGAAGAUGAAGACAUCCGGAGACAAGGUGAAGAAGGCCUUCACACCAGACCACGUCGUUUACGCUCGAUCCAAGACCGCCAUGUACAAAGUGCCCCCUUUCACCUUCCACGUGAAGAAGAUCCGGGAGGGCGCUGUGGAGGUGGUCCAAGGCACCGAGAUGGUGGAGGUGUCCAGGGAUGUGGAGCUGGUCAGCGGGGAGGAUGUGGAGGUUGACAACGCUGAGGUGGAGGCGGAGCUGGAGAUGAUGAAUGGAGGUGGGGAUGAGGAGGAUGUCGAGGCAGAGGAGGAAGAUGAGGAAGACGGCCACGAUGCUUUGAGGGAGAACGAGGACAGAGACAGCGACUGAGAAGCAGAGAGAUGUGCCAACAAAGCCCCUGCACCGACGCUGAGAGUCUGCUUCAGUUCAGUCGAAAAAUAUUCACAGUUUCAAAUCAGAACCACGUUAAAAUGUCUAAACUCUCCUUUUGAAGCACUUCACUUCACUCAAGCCUACUUUUACUAUUUGGACAGAUUAUUUGCAGCUGCAUUGGUCUUUCCAGUGUUCUGAGAACCAAAUAACAUAAAAUGUCCCUGAAAUAUAACAGCUGAAAUCAGAAGGA